This is a messenger RNA of Acanthosepion pharaonis, 1050 nucleotides long. The record is from the annotation of a GenBank genome assembly. NCBI's taxonomy places the organism in Eukaryota, Metazoa, Mollusca, Cephalopoda, Sepiida, Sepiidae.
AUGACCCUCUCUCUUUCUUUCUCUCUUUGUGAUGUUCUCUCUCUCUCUCUCUCUGUCUUUUUCUCCCUUUGUGUCACUUUCUCUCUGUCAUUUUCUCUCUCUCUGUGGUGUUUUCUCUCCCUCUGUCACUCUCUGUCAUUCUUUCUCUCUCUCUUACUCUAUCUCUUACUCUUUCUCUCUCUCUUACUCUAUCUCUUACUCUUUCUCUCUCUUUGUGAUGCUCUCUCUCUUUCUCUGUACUCUAUGAUGCUCUCUCUCGCCCUUUCUCUGUCUUUCCCUCUCUCUCUGUCACUCUUUCUCUCUGUCACUCUCUCUCUGUCAUUCUUUCUGUCUAUCUCUCAUCCUCUUCCUCGCUUUCUCUCUCCCUCUCCCUCUAUCACUUUCUAUCUCUCAUUUUUCUCUCUAUUUCCCUUCCUCUUCAGCUCUUUCUCUCUCUUUCUCUCCCUCACUCUUACUUUCUCUUUGUUACUCUUUCUUUUUCUCUCCCUCUGUCACUCUCUCUCUCUCUGUCAUUCUUUCUCUCUCUCUUACUCUAUCUCUUACUCUUUCUCUCUCUUUGUGAUGCUCUCUCUUUCUCUGUACUCUAUGAUGCUCUCUCUCGCCCUUUCUCUGUCUUUCCCUCUCUCUCUGUCACUCUUUCUCUCUGUCACUCUUUCUCUCUGUCACUCUUUCUCUCUGUCACUCUCUCUCUGUUAUUCUUUCUGUCUAUCUCUCAUCCUCUUCCUCGUUUUCUCUCCCUCUCUCUCUAUCACUUCUUCUUUCUAUCUCAUUUUUCUCUCUAUUUCCCUUCCUCUUCAGCUCUUUUACUCUCUCUUUGUUACUCUUUCUAUCUAUCUCUGUCUGUCACCCUCUCUCUCUGUAUCACUCUUUCUUCUUACAAAUGGAAGCAAAUACAUCUACAUUCUAUUUUAUACACAGCCUCAAAAAUAUCCUUAUGUUUUCUUUCCCUCUCUUUCUCUUUCUCUCUCUCCCUCUCUUUCUCUUUCUCUCUCUCCCUCUCUUUCUCUUUCUCUCUCUCAAGUGUAUCCCCCCCCACAUAUAAAUGAAUAA